This is a messenger RNA of Neoarthrinium moseri, 801 nucleotides long. RefSeq lists its product as uncharacterized. Lineage: Eukaryota; Fungi; Ascomycota; Sordariomycetes; Amphisphaeriales; Apiosporaceae. The record is from RefSeq and is a predicted model, not a curated record. Gene Ontology annotation, molecular function: protein binding. The transcript has 3 exons. Bases 1 to 801 code for a protein of 266 amino acids.
AUGGCCGCCAGCCCCGAUGUCAAGGCGCCCGCCGCGGCAGGCGAGCAGGAGGACGAGGCCGUCGAGCUUCUGAGCGAGUCCAACGACAAGAAGGCCGAGGCCAACCGGCUCUUCUCCUCGGCCAGCUACGAGAACGCCAUCGCCAAGUACGACGAGGCCGCCUCCGUCUGCCCCCACUACCUCGACUACGAGCUCGCCGUCCUCCAGUCCAACAUCGCCGCCUGCCACCUCAAGCUGGAGCAGUGGAAGGACGCCAUCAGCACCGCGACAAAGGCCAUUGACGGGCUGGAGCGCGUCGAGAAGGCAGAGUCCAGCGAGCGGGAGGAGGCGAAGCAGGGCGCCCCCCGCGGCGACGACGACGACGACGUCGAAGACGAGAUCGUCAGCUCCGGCGCCCAGAGGAGCGCCCCGGCCCCGAAGCACGAGAGCGAGGUCGGCAAGGCCAGGCAAAAGCGCACCGAGGACAUCCUGAGGAUACGCGCCAAGGCCAUGAUGCGGCGCGCUCGGGCGCGCAGCGAGGCCGGCGGCUGGGCCAAUUUGUCUGGUGCCGAGGAGGACUACAAGCUGCUGGCCGCCAUGCCCAACUUGAGCCCGGCCGACAAGAAGAUUGUGUCUGCUCAGUUGAGGGCGCUGCCGCCGCGGACAAAGGCCGCCCAGGAGAAGGAGAUGGGCGAGAUGUGGGGGAAGCUCAAGGAUCUCGGAAAUGGCCUCCUCAAACCGUUCGGACUCAGCACCGAGAACUUUAACAUGGUCAAGGACGAGAAAACUGGUGGGUAUAGCAUGAACUUCAAUCAAAACUAG